AUGCUGCUGCACACCGUCCGGUUCCUCUGCUCCGUCGUCGCCGCCUUCGCGCGCCUGGUCCGCGAGCUCCGCAAGGCGUCCGACGUCAUGGCAUCCGCAUGCUCUCUGUCUCCGGUAGCGGUCCUCACCGCACCCGCUAUGGCGGCGGCGCCAUCUCCCAUCGGCCUGAUAGCCUCCACGCCGCUCCCGAAGCGAAAGAAGAUGCUUGCCCACCAGGUUGCCAUCCCGGAGGACCUGCAGCUCGUCGCGCCGCCGCCGCCGCCGCCACCCGUGCCUGCGCUUCCUCUUGCAGACGCAGUGGUGUCCGACUGCAUCAGUGGGAGUGGGAGUGGGAGUGGGAUCGGGAUGGUAGUAGAGCAACAACAGGCUCGGAGCUUGGCGAAGAAGGCCGCGUGGGCGGCCAGGAGGCGGCCGUCGACGCUCGUCAUACCGGUGGCCGACGACGCUGGCGAGGUCGCCGCCGGUUGGGCCGCAGCUGCCGCGCCGGUGAAGGAGGCCGACGUGGAGGUGGUGGGGGACGGGUUUUGGUUGGCGAGUAGAGCAGGACCGAGGCAUGCGAUGGAGGACGCAUAUGCUGUGCUGACUGACAAAAACCAUGCAGAUUCUCAACUGGCAUUCUACGGUGUCUUCGACGGCCACGGCGGGCGCGCGGCCGUGGACUUCGUCUCCGAGCGGCUCAGCAAGAACGUGGUGUCCGCGGUCCUCGCCGCCGCCGGAACGCAGACGUCGGAGGACGACGGUGUCUCGGCGGCUAUCAGAGCGGCGUACCUUGCCACCGACAGCGAGCUCCUCACGCAGCACCAGACUGACGCGCAGGGCUCAAGCGGCGGUGCGUGCGCCGCGACGGCGCUGGUGAAGGGCGGCGACCUGUACGUGGCGCACCUGGGCGACUGCCGCGCCGUGCUGAGCCGCGGGGGCGUCGCGACGGCGCUGACGGCCGACCACACCUGCGCCAGGGAGGAGGAGCGGGAGCGCAUCGAGCAGGAGGGAGGCUACGUGAGCCGCAGCGGCAGCGGCGUGUGGCGGGUGCAGGGCAGCCUUGCCGUGUCGCGCGCGUUCGGGGACGGCGCGCUCAAGCGGUGGGUCGUCGCGGAGCCGGCGGUCACCCGGCUGCCCCUCGCCGCUGGCUGCGACUUCCUGGUCAUCGCGUCCGACGGGCUCUGGGACAAGGUCAGCAACCAGGAGGCCGUAGAUGCCGUCUCCAGGAGCCGCGCCGCCUCAUCCUGCAGGGACCUGGUGGACAUGGCACGGCGCAGGGGAAGCAGGGACGACGUCACCGUCAUGGUAGUCGACCUCCAGAGGUUCCUAAGAUUCGAUCAGUGACGGGUCCGAGCUGUUGGAGGCACUAACUGUUCACCAGGGUUUUUCAUUGAGGGAAGUGAAAGUGAAACAAAAGAUGACGGUACACUGACCACCAAUGAUUGUAGAUAUACAGCAUGCGGUUUAUUUGCAUCCCUGCUGCUGGGGAGCAAAUUAAUUACUGCAAACGUCAUUCUUUUUUCUAACCCUCGAUUGUAAACUACGUAGUUGAAGCUAGGAAUGCAGUGACUUGAUGUUGCAGACAAUUAGGAAUGGAACUAUUAUUAUUAUUA
Molecule: messenger RNA, 1592 nt
Organism: Zea mays
Lineage: Eukaryota; Viridiplantae; Streptophyta; Magnoliopsida; Poales; Poaceae
Product: probable protein phosphatase 2C 74
Exons: 3
Coding region: 1-1323 (440 amino acids)
Biological process (GO): protein dephosphorylation
Molecular function (GO): cation binding; protein serine/threonine phosphatase activity
Source: RefSeq, a predicted model, not a curated record